CCCUCCCCCCUAAUUGAUAUUAUUGGAGUGUGGAGCAAGCGGCCGGUCUGCAGUCGGAGACUUGCAGGCAGCAAACACGGUGCGAACGAACAGGAGGGGGGAGGGGGGGAAUAAAAAAGCUAAACGUGGAGCAGCCGGCCGGAGAUCUAGAGGGGGAUCGAUGCGAGGAGCGCAAUUAAAGAAACCCCACUUCGGAGCAAACAGCAUUUAAAAAGCUGCGACUCAACUGAAACCUAAAAUAAAACCUGCUCAUGCACCAUGGUUUUUCAAACUCGGCACCCUUCAUGGAUUAUUUUAUGCUACAUCUGGCUGCUCCGCUUUGCACAUACCGGGGAAGCACAGGCUGCGAAGGAAGUACUACUGCUGGAUUCUAAAGCACAACAAACAGAAUUGGAAUGGAUUUCCUCUCCACCCAAUGGGUGGGAAGAAAUUAGUGGUUUGGAUGAGAACUAUACCCCCAUACGAACAUACCAGGUGUGCCAAGUCAUGGAACCCAACCAAAACAACUGGCUGCGGACUAACUGGAUUUCAAAAGGCAAUGCACAAAGGAUUUUUGUAGAAUUGAAAUUCACCCUGAGGGAUUGUAACAGUCUUCCUGGAGUAUUGGGAACCUGCAAGGAAACCUUUAAUUUGUACUAUUAUGAAACAGACUAUGACACUGGCAGGAAUAUAAGAGAAAACCUCUAUGUAAAAAUAGACACCAUUGCUGCAGAUGAAAGUUUUACUCAAGGUGACCUUGGUGAAAGAAAGAUGAAGCUUAACACUGAGGUGAGAGAGAUUGGACCUUUGUCCAAAAAGGGAUUCUAUCUUGCCUUUCAGGAUGUAGGGGCUUGCAUAGCAUUGGUUUCUGUCAAAGUGUACUACAAGAAGUGCUGGUCCAUUAUUGAGAACUUAGCUGUCUUUCCAGAUACAGUGACUGGUUCAGAAUUUUCCUCUUUAGUCGAGGUUCGAGGGACAUGUGUCAGCAGUGCAGAGGAAGAGGCGGAAAACUCCCCCAGGAUGCACUGCAGUGCAGAAGGAGAAUGGUUAGUGCCCAUUGGAAAAUGUAUCUGCAAAGCAGGCUACCAGCAAAAAGGCGACACUUGUGAACCCUGUGGCCGUGGAUUCUACAAAUCUUCGUCUCAAGAUCUUCAGUGCUCUCGUUGUCCAACUCACAGUUUUUCUGAUAAAGAAGGCUCCUCGAGAUGUGAAUGUGAAGAUGGGUAUUACCGAGCUCCAGCUGACCCACCAUAUGUUGCCUGCACAAGACCUCCAUCUGCACCACAAAACCUCAUUUUCAACAUCAACCAGACCACAGUAAGUUUGGAAUGGAGUCCUCCUGCAGACAACGGGGGAAGAAAUGAUGUGACCUACAGAAUAUUGUGUAAGCGGUGCAGUUGGGAGCAGGGAGAAUGUGUUCCUUGUGGGAGUAACAUUGGAUACAUGCCCCAGCAGACUGGAUUAGAGGAUAACUAUGUCACUGUCAUGGACCUACUGGCUCACGCAAAUUAUACUUUUGAGGUCGAAGCUGUAAAUGGAGUUUCCGAUUUAAGCCGGUCCCAGAGGCUCUUUGCAGCUGUCAGUAUCACCACUGGCCAAGCAGCUCCCUCGCAAGUGAGCGGAGUAAUGAAGGAGAGAGUUCUGCAGCGGAGUGUCGAGCUUUCCUGGCAGGAACCAGAACAUCCCAAUGGAGUCAUCACCGAAUAUGAAAUCAAGUAUUACGAGAAAGAUCAAAGGGAACGGACCUACUCGACAGUAAAGACCAAGUCCACUUCAGCCUCCAUUAAUAAUCUGAAACCAGGAACAGUGUAUGUUUUCCAGAUUCGGGCUUUUACUGCUGCUGGUUAUGGAAAUUACAGUCCCAGGCUUGAUGUUGCCACUCUAGAGGAAGCUACAGGUAAAAUGUUUGAAGCUACAGCUGUCUCCAGCGAGCAGAAUCCUGUGAUUAUAAUCGCUGUGGUUGCUGUGGCAGGGACCAUCAUUUUGGUGUUCAUGGUUUUUGGUUUCAUCAUUGGAAGAAGGCACUGUGGUUAUAGCAAAGCUGAUCAAGAAGGAGAUGAAGAACUUUACUUUCAUUUUAAAUUUCCAGGCACCAAAACCUACAUUGACCCUGAAACCUAUGAAGACCCAAAUAGAGCUGUCCAUCAAUUCGCCAAGGAGCUAGAUGCCUCCUGUAUUAAAAUUGAGCGUGUGAUUGGUGCAGGAGAAUUUGGAGAAGUCUGUAGUGGUCGUUUGAAACUUCCAGGGAAAAGAGAUGUCGCUGUAGCCAUAAAAACGCUGAAAGUUGGUUAUACAGAAAAACAAAGAAGAGACUUUUUAUGUGAAGCAAGCAUCAUGGGACAGUUUGACCACCCAAAUGUUGUCCAUUUGGAAGGGGUUGUUACACGAGGAAAACCAGUCAUGAUUGUAAUAGAAUUCAUGGAAAAUGGCGCUCUAGAUGCAUUUCUCAGGAAACAUGAUGGGCAAUUUACAGUCAUUCAGCUAGUAGGAAUGUUGAGAGGAAUUGCUGCUGGAAUGAGAUAUUUAGCUGAUAUGGGAUACGUUCACAGGGACCUUGCAGCUCGCAAUAUUCUUGUCAACAGCAAUCUUGUUUGUAAAGUGUCAGAUUUCGGCCUAUCCCGGGUUAUAGAGGAUGAUCCAGAAGCUGUCUAUACAACUACUGGUGGAAAAAUUCCAGUAAGGUGGACAGCACCGGAAGCCAUCCAGUACCGGAAAUUCACAUCAGCCAGUGACGUGUGGAGCUAUGGGAUAGUCAUGUGGGAAGUUAUGUCUUAUGGAGAAAGGCCUUAUUGGGACAUGUCAAAUCAAGAUGUUAUUAAAGCAAUAGAAGAAGGUUACCGUUUACCAGCCCCCAUGGACUGCCCAGCUGGUCUUCACCAGCUGAUGCUGGAUUGUUGGCAGAAGGAACGCGCUGAAAGGCCAAAGUUUGAACAAAUAGUUGGAAUUCUAGACAAAAUGAUUCGUAACCCAAAUAGUCUGAAAACACCCCUGGGAACCUGUAGUAGGCCAAUAAGCCCUCUUUUGGAUCAAAAUACUCCUGACUUCACUACCUUUUGCUCAGUUGGAGAAUGGCUACAAGCUAUUAAGAUGGAAAGAUAUAAAGAUAACUUCACAGCAGCUGGCUAUAACUCUCUUGAAUCAGUGGCCAGGAUGACUAUUGAGGAUGUGAUGAGUUUAGGGAUCACACUAGUUGGCCACCAAAAGAAAAUUAUGAGCAGCAUUCAGACUAUGAGAGCACAAAUGCUACAUUUGCAUGGAACUGGCAUCCAAGUGUGAUAGGCAUUUCUCCCCUAUGAGGGAGAUGACAGACUGCAAGAGAACAGUACUGGCCUUCAGUAUGUGCAUAGAAUGCUGCUAGAAGACAGCUGAUGCCCUGAGUCCUUCCUCCAGUGAAGAGAAGAUUUAAGAAGCACCUAUAGACUUGAACUCCUAAGUGCCACCAGAAUAUAUAAAAAGGGAAUUUAGGAUCCACCACUGGUGGCUAGGAAAACAGCAGUGACAAUAAAACAAAGUACUACCUGAAAAACAUCCAAACACCUUGAGCUCUCUAACCUCCUUUUUAUCUUAUAGACUUUUUAAAGUGUACA
Messenger RNA from Condylura cristata (star-nosed mole), 3566 nucleotides. RefSeq names its product EPH receptor A7 (gene EPHA7). NCBI's taxonomy places the organism in Eukaryota, Metazoa, Chordata, Mammalia, Eulipotyphla, Talpidae. The record is from RefSeq and is a predicted model, not a curated record. Gene Ontology annotation, cellular component: plasma membrane; neuron projection. Gene Ontology annotation, biological process: protein phosphorylation; cell surface receptor protein tyrosine kinase signaling pathway; axon guidance. Bases 259 to 3255 code for a protein of 998 amino acids. The transcript has 17 exons. Gene Ontology annotation, molecular function: ATP binding; protein binding; transmembrane-ephrin receptor activity.